AUGGGCGGAGACGGCAAACUUUUUACCUUGGCCGAGGUUUCUGAGCACAGUAGCUCCCAGGAUUGUUGGAUCGUCAUCGACGGCAAGGUCUAUGAUGUGACCAAGUUCUUGGACGACCAUCCUGGUGGCGACGAAGUGAUCUUGACUUCUACAGGGAAAGAUGCGACCGACGAUUUUGAGGAUGUGGGACACAGUUCGACUGCAAAAGCAAUGCUGGAUGAGUACUAUGUGGGUGAUAUUGACUCAGCCACUGUCCCAGCUAAAACCAAGUUUGCUGCUCCAUCUCCAAAAGUGACGACGACCACCGAGUCUAGCCAGAACAAGAGUUCGGAUUUUCUCAUUAAGAUCCUUCAGUUCCUUGUUCCUCUUCUUAUCUUAGGCUUGGCUCUCGGUAUCCGUUCUUACACCAAGACUCCUUCUUCUUGA
This is a messenger RNA of Microthlaspi erraticum, 426 nucleotides long. The record is from the annotation of a GenBank genome assembly. NCBI's taxonomy places the organism in Eukaryota, Viridiplantae, Streptophyta, Magnoliopsida, Brassicales, Brassicaceae.